UUUUACUAUUCAAAGAAUAAAUUAUGUUGACCCUUUUAUAAGAAACAGAAAAAACUACAUAAAAUUCAACGCUUUUCAAUUUUGAAAGAGUAAAAUUAGAUUACAAAAUCAAAAUUGAAUAGAAUAUAUAGAAUGAAAAACAUGUGAUUAGGUGUGUGUGUGUGUGUGAUUGGGUAGUUGACAACUUGGUCAGUUAUUGUUAUUGUUAUUGUUCUCAAUUUACAUGCUCUUUCUUUCAUAAUUCAAUCAUAUACAUACCAUACCAUUGGCAUGUAGCAACCAACCAACCUCAUCUCUCAAUUUUCACUCUCUUCCUUCUCUCCCUUUCUUUCAAUCAUCUUCCCCUGCUUGAUUACUCUGCACAGGAACAAUGUCUGAUAAAAUCACAGCAGAAAACCUCCUUCACAACCUUGUGGACACAUUAUCGGAUAAGCCAAAAAAAGUAUCAUUCUUUGAGGAAGAUAAAUCAAAAUCAGUGAGCUCUGAGAUUAACAGACUGUUUGGACGAAAGAAACCUGUCCACAAUCUUUUAGGAGGUGGAAAAUCUGCGGAUUGCUUGUUAUGGAGGAACAAGAAGAUUUCUGCUAGUUUUCUAACUGGUGCAACAAUUGUUUGGGUGCUAUUUGAAUGGCUCAAUUAUAAUUUUAUUUCUCUUGUAUGCUUUGUCUGUGUUCUUGGCAUGCUUGCGCAGUUUCUAUGGUCAAAUGCUUCUGGCUUAUUUAACAGCUCACCAGCUCAAGUACCCCGUUUUACUGUCCCAGAAGAGUUAUUUGUGAACAUUGCAACUGUGGUCGGGAAUGAAGUUAACCGUGGGUUGAGGUUUCUUCAAGAUGUUUCUUGUGAAGGAAACUUGAAGCUAUUUCUCAUAACUGUAGCAAGUUUGUGGGCUGGUUCAGUGAUUGGGAGCUGGUGCAAUUUUUUGACUGUCAUCUAUAUUGGUAUUAUUGCUGCACAUACACUUCCAGUUCUGUAUGAAAAGUAUGAGGAUGAAGUUGACAACUUUGUGUACAAGGUCUUUGGUCAGUUACAAAAUAGCUUUAGCAAGCUGGAUUCUGGUGUGCUCAAAGGAAAGUUCAAAGGAAAGAAGCAUGAUUAAGUUUAUACUUAUGUAAAUUAUCGGUUAAAGGAAAUAACUAGGGGGAUGAAAAUAUUUCUUUCCGGUGAAUGAUAUUUGAUUGAAAUAAACUUGCUUUGUAAAUGAUAUUCCAUUCAGACAAUCUGCGAAACUUUUCUGUAGAGUUUGAUUCUGAUUCA
Trifolium pratense (red clover) is the source of this 1254-nucleotide messenger RNA. Its product is annotated as reticulon-like protein B8. NCBI's taxonomy places the organism in Eukaryota, Viridiplantae, Streptophyta, Magnoliopsida, Fabales, Fabaceae. The record is from RefSeq and is a predicted model, not a curated record. The transcript is spliced from 6 exons. The coding region runs from base 371 to 1096 and encodes 241 amino acids.